UGGUAGCCGAACAAAGGGGUCGCGUUUGUGUGUACGUUUCCAUGGAAAGGAGUCAGGCGGACACAUGCACGCACGUAGUUUAUCGUGUGAGCUGUGAUACAGAUACUUCGUCCAGUUUAUCAGGAGCUAUCAGCGGAGCCAGACAACGGCUGCGGAAACGAGCGACUGAUGCUUCUUUACUACAAACUUGACUACAUCACCAAGAUACGCCUCCUGUAUUCAUGGACAAGCAACUACAAGAAGACCUUUAAACUCCUGACUCAGUAGAUGUGGAACAUUUUCUCUGGUUGAAGAUUUUUCAUUUUGGAAUAGAAGAAGUGAAAUCUUUUGGAGGUCAGACCAAACAUUAGGUCAAGUGAAGAAAACGGGGAAGUAAUUUGAACUGCUAUAUCAGAGCUGCUCACCUAACGCAUAAAGAGAACCGAGACGCUGAUGAAACAACUUUAAGAGAAGAUGAAUCGCUACACCACCCUGAAGCAGCUGGGUGACGGCACCUAUGGCAGCGUGCUGAUGGGGCGAAGCAACGAGUCUGGAGAACUCGUGGCUAUCAAGAGGAUGAAGAGAAAGUUCUACUCAUGGGAAGAAUGUAUGAAUCUAAGGGAAGUCAAGUCUUUGAAGAAAUUGAACCAUGCGAAUGUGGUGAAACUAAAGGAGGUUAUCAGAGAGAAUGAUCACCUCUACUUUGUUUUUGAGUACAUGAAAGAAAACCUGUAUCAGCUCAUGAAGGACAGAAGAAAAUUGUUUCCUGAGUCAGUGAUAAGAAACAUAAGCUAUCAGAUUUUGCAAGGCCUGUCAUUUAUUCACAAGCACGGUUUCUUCCAUCGAGACAUGAAGCCAGAGAACCUGCUGUGCAUGGGUCCAGAACUGGUUAAAAUAGCCGACUUUGGACUGGCCAGAGAGAUCCGCUCCAAACCUCCUUACACAGAUUAUGUUUCAACAAGAUGGUACCGCGCUCCUGAGGUGUUGCUAAGGUCGUCUACUUACAGCUCGCCUAUUGAUCUAUGGGCUGUGGGAUGCAUCAUGGCUGAACUUUACACCCUUAGACCUCUUUUUCCUGGAAAUAGUGAAGUGGAUGAGAUCUUUAAGAUCUGCCAAGUUCUGGGCACCGUUAAAAAGAUGGAUUGGCCAGAGGGACACCAACUGGCAUCUGCCAUGAAUUUUCGCUUCCCCCAAUGUGUGCCGACCAACUUGAAGACCCUUAUUCCAAAUGCCAGCAAGGAGGCUAUUGCACUGAUGCAGGACUUUCUGCAGUGGGACCCUAAGAAAAGGCCCACCGCUGUACAGGCCUUGCGGUACCCUUACUUCCAAGUAGGCCAGGUGUUGGGGCCUCGUCCUCAGAGCCAAGAGGCGAAGAAGGUCCAAGCUCGUCCGAUGGUUCAGAAGCAGCUCUCUGAGUCAAAGACGGAUCCCCAGCAAUCAUCGUCAGACUCCAAAGCUUCCGCAUCUCCAAGAAACUAUUCGCAGCAUCAGCCUCUUCAGCAGAUCCCAAUGCCUCAGGUUGACAGUAAAACCGACGGCAUCAGCCUCGCAAAGGCGACAUCAAUGGGCAGUGAAAAUGCUGUGGGCGGCAGCGGGAUGGGGCUGCUGAAGAGUGGUCGUCGUCGCUGGGGUCAGGCAGUAUCCAAGGCAUCAGACAGCUGGGACGAAUCCGACCAAUCGGAGACCGCUGCCUCCAACUCCAAGAAACCCACCCUGGGGACUGCAGAGGGGGAUAGGAAGCAAGACCACUGCUCACAGCCCAAAGAGCAAAAACCUCUAUAUUCAUUCAGCACAGUUACAAAAAUUCCCAGCAAUGUUAAAGUUGGCCAAACGGAUUAUAAUCUUCCUGGAUCAGCUGCACGGCAGCACUAUCUUGGCCAGUCUCGCUACCUACCAGGUUUAAUUGGGAAGAGUCAGAUUUCCUCUGGAGAGAAGGAGUUGGGUGCAAUGACAUUGCGGGACCUGUGGGAGAACUCCUCAAACGCUGUAAAUAAACCACUUUGCCCUAUUGGAGGAGGGUUAGCCGUCACCAGAGCUAACGCAGAAGAGAAUGCCACUAAAUCGGUGGAUAGUACCCCAGAGAAAACUGUUGUCAAAGAAAGAAUAUUGGAGAAAAUUGAUCUGUCUAAAGGGAACUUUGUGAGCACCAAGUACAACCUCUCCAGCGGCUACAUCCCUUCUUUCCAGAAGAAAGAGGUUGGGACGGUGGGACAGAGAAUCCAGCUCGCCCCUUUGGCUGGCCAGCACUCGAUCAAUCUUUCUUCUAAUUCUUCUCCUGAUCAUAAAAAAGAAAAGACCAAAUCUACAAAACUCAAGCCCAUUUCCAACUCUUCACUGAGUGAAACUAAUGAAGAUUUCGAGGGCUGGAAGAGGCGGGCAGACAGGACUCAGGUGAAGGGCAGCAGCUUUUCGGCAUUGGGGAAGACGUCUGGUAAUCUCCUGAGCAGAGCUCCUGCGGUGCAGCCAGUUCACGGCCGGGUCGACUGGACGUCUAAGUACGGCGGAAACCGGUAAUCCAAGGAAACGGGGCACAACGACAGUCUGCUGUCCUUGGGGUUUGUGUCCUCGUCUUUGAUAACUAAAUAUAAAUGCUGAGCAGUUUUUGCCACCUAACUCGUCAACCACGCAGGAUAAAUACGUCACACCAAUAUGUGGUAAACCAGCUUGUACAUGUUUGCCAAUACUGCUAGGGAGUCUCAAAGUAUUCUUUAGGGAUCCAGUAUGAGCAAGUCCAAUUGUUAAUGCUUGCAUAUGUUUAAGUAUUUGAAUGCAUCAGAGAGAUGUACCUUUUUAAAAAACUUUUUAUUUUGUUGUAAAUAACCGUUUGUCAAGAAGUCUGUAAAGCUAAGUUCUGUUUUUGUUUUUAGGUAACAGUUGUGAAGGAUUCUCUUGAUACUGUAGAGCAACUCUUGGACUCUUUGUAUCAUGCAAUGAAAAAAGAAAAAUGUAACGUUUUGUAUUUAUUUUAUACUAAUAAACAUGUAGAUGUUCAA
Poecilia reticulata (guppy) is the source of this 2972-nucleotide messenger RNA. It is a transcript of the gene mak, whose product is annotated as male germ cell-associated kinase. Gene Ontology annotation, biological process: protein phosphorylation. NCBI's taxonomy places the organism in Eukaryota, Metazoa, Chordata, Actinopteri, Cyprinodontiformes, Poeciliidae. Gene Ontology annotation, molecular function: protein kinase activity; ATP binding. The record is from RefSeq and is a predicted model, not a curated record.